GCGGGGCGGGGGGCCGGGGCCGCCCUCCGCAGGAGCGGGCGCGGCUGUUGGGCAGAAGGGGCCCCGCGCCCCUUGUUCUCCUGGGGGUGGGUGACUCUUGACGGAGAGCAGGGCUGGGAGAGACUGUCGUGCUGCCCGGGGUCCCCGCGGGCCUGUCCCGAGCAGCGUCCGGCAGCCCUGCGCUCUGCGUGAGCUCUCCCCUCGCCUGAGAGAGUAGAGAGGUUCGCUGUGGGAGGUUCUCUCUAGGCGCGAAAAGUGAAAUGGUGAUAUUUGGCUUCUGGUCCGGGAGGGCGGCAGAGCAGCGGCCCCCGGCACCCGCGGAGCCCCUCGGGACUGCUCCCGGUGACACAAACACAGCUGUCUGUGCACACAGACACAGCUUGGUGUAUUUUUAAAAAACUCGUGUAAGAAAUUCGUAGAGACUGUGUACUGAAGCAUGUUUUUACCACGAUCUGUUAAAGUCAAGAGGACUGCUGAUGAGGACAAAAAUUGUACAGCUAAGAAAAGUAAACUGUCUCCUGGAGGAUCUUUGCUAGAGCAGACCACAGAGUUCCAGGACUGUAAAUCAUCUGGAACAGAAACUUCUGCUUCAACAGCCAAUUCAUGUGAAAUUGUACAAGAGCACACAGAGCCUGCAGCUGCAGACCUUGGUGUUGCUAAUGCACCAUUGGCAAAGGACAGCCAAAAUACUGAGGAUGAUGGCUCUUUGGAAGAACCCAUAAAAUCCUUCAGCAAGUCCCAGCGCUGGGCAGAGCCUGGAGAACCUGUGUGUGUUGUGUGUGGCCGCUACGGGGAGUACAUCUGCGAUAAAACAGAUGAAGAUGUUUGUAGUUUGGAAUGUAAAGCCAAGCACCUUCUACAAAUUCAAGCAAAUGAAAAGCAGCUAACAUCUGAUCAACCCACAGAUUCUCAAGCAGAAGCUCACCUGCUUAGUGCACCUUAUUUCUACAAAGAUCAUUCCUUUAUUUUAGGUUUGCAAGAUGAGCAGGUUGAGAACCUUAAACUUCAGCUGGGUAUUGCUGUCCAGGGCCGGCAAGUUCCAAGACCUAUUGUAGAGUUUGAACACUGUGGUUUUCCUGAAACUUUAAACAAUAAUUUAAAGAAUUCUGGCUAUGAAGUCCCAACUCCCAUCCAAAUGCAAAUGAUCCCUGUUGGACUAUUAGGGAGGGAUAUUCUGGCUAGUGCUGACACAGGCUCUGGAAAAACAGCAGCUUUCCUGCUUCCUGUUAUUAUGAAGGUUUUGAAAGAGACAGAAACUCCAUCUGCCCUUAUUUUGGCCCCAACGAGGGAGUUGGCAAUUCAGAUCGAGAGCCAGGCGAAGGAGCUGAUGGCCGGGUUACCCAAUAUGAGGACAGUUCUGCUGGUGGGAGGUUUGCCCCUGCCCCCGCAGCUGCACCGCCUCAGGCAGAGUGUGAAGGUGAUAAUAGCAACACCUGGAAGACUUCUUGAGAUUUUAAAGCAAAGUUCUGUCCAACUGCAUGGCAUAAAAAUCAUAGUGGUGGAUGAAGUGGAUACCAUGCUAAAAAUGGGUUUCCAGCAGCAAGUGUUGGAUAUUUUGGAAGACAUCUCUCAUGAUCAUCAAACCAUACUGGUGUCAGCCACGAUUCCAGUGGGCAUUGAGCACUUAGCAAAUCAGCUUCUGCACAAUUUUGUCAGAAUAACAAUUGGAGAGAAGAAUCUGCCGUGUUCCAAUGUUCGGCAAAUUAUCUUGUGGGUAGAAGAACCAUCUAAAAAGAAAAAACUGUUUGAAAUACUAAAUGAUAACAAGCUCUUCAAGCCUCCAGUCUUGGUGUUUGUGGACUGUAAACUAGGAGCAGAUCUGUUGAGUGAUGCUGUUCAUAAGAUUACAGGCUUGCAGUGCACAGCUAUGCAUUCUGAAAAGUCUCAGGUGGAAAGAACAGACAUAUUACAGGGAUUACUUCAAGAGAAGUAUGAAGUUAUAGUAAGUACUGGAGUCCUUGGACGAGGGCUUGACCUUGUCAAUGUCAAACUGGUGGUGAAUUUUGAUAUGCCUUCAAGUAUGGAUGAAUAUGUACACCAGGUUGGAAGAGCAGGGAGAUUGGGUCACAGUGGAACUGCAAUUACUUUUAUCAAUAACAACAGCAAGAAACUCUUUUGGGAUGUUGUGAAGAGAGUGAAACCCACAGGCACCAUUCUGCCCCCACAGCUGCUUAAUUCGCCAUAUCUGCAUGACCAGAAGAGAAGGGAACAGCAGAGACUUAAACAGCUACAUAAUACCGUUGUAACAGGAGAUAAUAUUAUGGACAUUAUUAAAAAACACAACAAAAAUAGUUCUCAGAGGUAAUAAAGGUAUAUUUAUAGUUAUGUAAGUACAAUAAAAUUAUGAUU
Taeniopygia guttata (zebra finch) is the source of this 2349-nucleotide messenger RNA. It is a transcript of the gene DDX59, whose product is annotated as DEAD-box helicase 59. The record is from RefSeq and is a predicted model, not a curated record. NCBI's taxonomy places the organism in Eukaryota, Metazoa, Chordata, Aves, Passeriformes, Estrildidae. Gene Ontology annotation, molecular function: RNA helicase activity; nucleic acid binding; ATP binding. Gene Ontology annotation, cellular component: cytosol.